GAUGGAAAUACGAUGUCUUAAUGAGACGGGCAGUGCAGGAGGAUAAUGACAGUGAUACCAUUAGCACAGGGUCCUCCCGGCCACUUCAACCCCUACUCUGAGAGGAAGCCUGUGAGAAAACAAUAAGGGAUGUUUCCUUGUCACAUAGACCAUUAUAAUGCGGGCUGUGAUAAGAGCGAUAACAACCUGCCUGCCAUGCUGUGCUAUUCUGGGAGGAGUGGGCUUUGGAAAAACAGGAUAUCCCCCUUUGUUUUGAUAAACAAAGACUUUGAAAGAUGCUGUCCUUCCCCUUGAGGCUACAUGUAUGUCACAGCUGGAUGGGUAUAGACCAAACUCCAAGGAGGAGAAGUGGUCAGCGUAGCAAGAGUGUGUUAAUGGAACGCAUUCAGUGGUGGAUGGUGGACAUGAAGAUCGAGGCUCUGUCAAAGAAGCGUGAGGAGUUAAGAGUCAUACUCCAUGACGGCAGCAGCAGCGCGAAGCAAAAGGACAAGGAGCUCCCCGCCCAGACAGAAGCUGAGACUCUCCGCCAAGAGGUGGAGGAGGUCCACGGAGAGCUCCAGUUUCAGGCCUCAACUGGUCCAGUGCAGGCAAGAAGGCCACCACAAAACCCCUGGGGGAAGGAGCUGACUCUUAAAAAGCACCUGCAGGAAACUAACUACCAUCUCCAGCAGGGAAAAGAAAAGAGGUUGAUGGCGGAGCUUAACAGAGCCAUCGACAGGAGCAGCCUCCGGGAGACGGAGAAGAAACAGGAGGAGCAGAGCUUGAGACUCAAGCGUGAAAAGGAGGUGCAGAGGCCCAAAGACGAUAUUAAAAAUUUGAGUCUGUCCUCCAGAGUGCUUUCAGCUGAGCCCCUGGAUGAGUCGAAAAACACUAUAAAUAACACUGAGGAAAAAAAAGAGGAGCUCAUAAGGGACUUGAAAGAGCUGCAAGGUGUUGUUGUAGACACAGCUUUAGUGUACUUAAAUACAAAAGACUCCUAUAUUUUCAUUAGCAGGGCAGCACAAAUCUCCAUUACAUGUAUUUAUAAUAUAAAUCUACUUUUUAAAACCAAUAGUAAGCAUCACAUAAAGAAAGCGCAAAAUACAAGAAUCAAUAGGGUAUGCAGGAUAUAUAGUAAUGCUAAAAACACAAAUACAAUACAAAGGUUGGGUGAGUUUUGAUUUGCUGGAUUCUGUGCAAAAUCAGUUGACUGGGGCGUUAAACUUUGGGAACCUGAUGUUUUGCCCUGGUUGGUUGCCCUGCCUGCUGCUUACACUGGUACUAACAUCAGCGUUAGUGCUCAGCUACAUCAUACAUUGCCUUGUUGGCAAUUAAAGAAAUUGUUUGACAUUUUGGGAAAUGCGCUUAUUUGCUUUCUUGCCAAGAGUUAAAUGAGAAGAUCUAUACCACUCUCAUGCGCUAAGUGUGGCGCCAGAGCCAGGAGACAAUUAGCUUAGCUUAGCAUACACAGCUAGCCUUGCUCUGUCCAAUGUAAAAAAAAAAAUCUGCCUACCUACACCUCUAAAGCUCAAUUAUUAACAUCUCAUUUGUUUAAAUCUGUACACAAACAAAAAUGUAAAUGUAUCAAAAACGGUUUUUGAGAGUGGAAUUGAUCUUUUCAUCUAACUGACAGCAAGAAAGCGAAUAAGUGUAUUUCCCAAACUGUUGAACGAUUCCUUUAAGUAAAUGUUAAAAUUAAAUCAAUAUUUAAUGGAAACUUGCCUAGUUACCAAUGAAUAUUGCCAAGAUGUAUUAGUCUAUAAGUCUAGACAAUUAGAUAUAAACAUAUUUUAUUUAAUGAGACAUUCUCCCAUGGUACUUAUGUACAAGUAUGCUCAUGGGGUAUUUUUUUCUUAAUUGCUUGCUGAUUUGCACUUGCUUCAUGUAGAGGUGCUGAUGUUGGGUUAUUACCUGUGUGUCCCCUAAAAGUAAAUGGUGUUGAGUUAAACAACAA
This is a messenger RNA of Siniperca chuatsi (mandarin fish), 1933 nucleotides long. RefSeq lists its product as uncharacterized. The record is from RefSeq and is a predicted model, not a curated record. The transcript has 3 exons. NCBI's taxonomy places the organism in Eukaryota, Metazoa, Chordata, Actinopteri, Centrarchiformes, Sinipercidae. Bases 276 to 1160 code for a protein of 294 amino acids.